Molecule: messenger RNA, 1665 nt
Organism: Phacochoerus africanus (Common warthog)
Lineage: Eukaryota; Metazoa; Chordata; Mammalia; Artiodactyla; Suidae
Gene: CLEC11A
Product: C-type lectin domain containing 11A
Exons: 4
Coding region: 454-1431 (325 amino acids)
Source: RefSeq, a predicted model, not a curated record
ACCAAGCCCCCACAACCUCCUGAGAUUCUUGGGCAGAGGCUGUGCCCCAGGACCCCUCGGGAAGCUGGCUCCAUUCUCUUCCUGAUCUUCGGUGCUGUUGGCCGUGGCAGAAGGAAAGGGCAGGGCAGGACGGGGCAGGACGGAAGCAAACCCUGUAACGUGGGAAGAGGAGGGUGUGUGUGAAGACCCAAGGCGGGAUCCAGGCUUUGGAACGUUGGAGGUUUCCGGCCACAGAGGCAGGGCCUCGGGGGAGCCAAGAGAGGCGGGGAGAGACACACACAAGAGGAGCAGAGACCAACGGACCGAGACAGGAGUUGGGAGGAGAGGGACCAGACAGAAGCUGGAAGAGGCAGGGACCAGGAGGCUGGUGAUCUGCACACGCUCCAGUCCACCGAGACACCAUUCUCCUCCGAGACACCCUUCUGCAGCCUUGGGUGCUCCGAGCCCAGCCUGAUGCAGGCAGCCUGGCUCCUCGGGGCUCUGGUGGUACCCCAGCUCCUCAGCUUCAGUCAUGGGGCUCGGGGAGCCGAGAGGGAGUGGGAGGGGGUCUGGGGUGGCGCCCAGGAGGAGGAGCGGGAGAGGGAGGCCCUCAUGCUCAAGCAUUUACAGGAAGCCCUGGGGCUGCCUGCGCCGAGGGGGGACGAAAAUCCCCAGGGAACCCCUACAGGCAAAGGGGCCCGCGUGACUGAGAACGAUGCUCAGGGGGAAGAGGAAGGAGAGGAGGAACCAACACGAACCCCUUCCUCCAGCCCCAGCCCCUCUCCCACCCCUGAGGACACUGUCACUUAUAUCUUGGGCCGCCUUGCCGGCCUGGACGCAAGCCUGCACCAAGUACACGUCCGUUUGCACGCGUUGGACACCCGCGUGGCCGAGCUGACUCGGGGGCUGCGGCAGCUGCGGGAGGUGGCGGGCGACACCCGCGACGCCUUGCAAACCCUGCAGGAGGCGCAGAGCCGCGCUGAGCGGGAGCACGGCCGCUUAGAGGGCUGCCUGAAGGGGGUGCGCCUUGGCCACAAGUGCUUCCUGCUCUCGCGCGACUUCGAGGCGCAAGCGGCUGCGCAGGCGCGGUGCACAGCACGAGGCGGGAGCCUGGCGCAGCCCGCGGACCGCCAGCAGAUGGAAGUGCUCACCCGCUACCUUCGCUCGGCGCUCGCCCCCUACAACUGGCCGGUGUGGCUGGGUGUGCACGAUCGGCGCGCCGAGGGCCUCUACCUCUUCGAGAACGGCCAGCGUGUGUCCUUCUUUGCCUGGCACCGCGCGCCCAGCCCCGAGCCCCGCGCAGGGCCCAGCGCCGCGCCGCACCCACUCAGCCCCAAUCAGCCCAACGGCGGCGCGCUGGAGAACUGCGUGGCCCAGGCAUCGGACGACGGCUCCUGGUGGGACCACGAGUGCGAGCGGCGCUUGUACUAUGUCUGCGAGUUCCCCUUUUAGCGGGGCCGGUCCCCCGCCUCUCCACUCCAUCCCAUCACCUCCUUUUGCCUGGGUGGUGCACCCUGCAAAGCCGCCCUUCCCUCCGUGCCCACAGGUGGAAGGGUGUUCCCCCUGGCUGGCCCAUCCCGGGUUGGGGGGGCUCCUGCGGGGCCAGGACCCCUUCCUUGCCUGUCUUUCCCGGAAGCGAUGAGCACCGGCCUAGGUCCGGCGCCAUUAAAGCCUUGUGGAAUCUGG